UGUCUUGCCUUCUCUGCCGUGGGCUGGCGACGCAGAAAGCAGCCGUCAUUCAGUAGAAAUGCUAUGCUGAUCCGGAGCGGAUCCCUCAGUCACCGGAUCAGGAGCAGCUGCUCGGGCAGUCGGUGCUAUUUUCACCCUGUGGAUAAAGUGAUGUGCACACCGCGUUCACACGUCAGGCUGCCAGGAUGAAGUCCACAAACAGCGAGCGCACCGACUGCUUCGCGUCGGACCCAGACGACCCGGAAAGCGAGAGCGACGGUUCGGAUGGGAAGUCCACUGGCACCCGCAGCCCACGCCGCGGAAAGGAACCGGAACCUGUCAGGCGGAGGUGUCGGCGGAGAACCGGCACAGAGGCGCGUCUACCUGGUGUGAGUAAACAGAGGCAGGCGGCCAACGCGCGGGAGCGUGACAGGACGCACAGCGUCAACACGGCCUUCACCACCCUGCGCACGCUCAUCCCCACCGAGCCUGCCGACAGGAAGCUCUCCAAAGUGGAGACGCUGCGUCUAGCGUGCAGCUACAUCUCCCACCUUGCUAACGUGUUGAUGCCGGGGGAGGAAAGCCGCGAUGGUCAGCCGUGCCUCCGCCACCAGGCCGGCGUGCACUGCCCCGCGCAGCGUAGCGCGCCGCCGCUGCGGGCCAUCUGCACCUUUUGUCUAAGCACCCAGAGAAAGCAGCAGCUCAAAGAUGGCACCAAGCGUUCAACUAAAGCUUAAGGCCUCGGACCCACAUGGAGCGGUCGUGCAAGUUUACAUUUGUACAUAUUUAAAAUAUUUAUUCUUAAUUUAAAAGGUAGGGAAAAAGAAAAUGGUCACCGAAAUGCACUUUCUAUUGCCAUCAUUUGUGCCUGUGAAGCAACCUGUGUUUUGGUUGAGCUGCAACCUGAGCCCAUGUGUAAGGUUGCACUAUUUUGGUCCCAACAACCCCGACGUAGCUAUUACUACAGGAAGUAGACCUUGAUCAAAUACUUACAAUGUUGCUUUUUGCACAAAACAUCACUCUUAACGAUGCACACGGCCCUUUUGAACAAGGUGUUUAGAAAUUGUGCAUACUGUAUUUACAACACAAAUAUAUAACCCUCUGAAGCAAUGUUGCACUACCUCAAACAUGUUUACCUCAACAUCAAAUGUGUAACAUUACUGUAUUUG
Messenger RNA from Hippocampus zosterae (dwarf seahorse), 1148 nucleotides. Its product is annotated as transcription factor 15. The transcript has 2 exons. Gene Ontology annotation, molecular function: RNA polymerase II transcription regulatory region sequence-specific DNA binding; protein dimerization activity; DNA-binding transcription factor activity, RNA polymerase II-specific. Gene Ontology annotation, biological process: regulation of transcription by RNA polymerase II; developmental process. The record is from RefSeq and is a predicted model, not a curated record. Lineage: Eukaryota; Metazoa; Chordata; Actinopteri; Syngnathiformes; Syngnathidae. Bases 186 to 716 code for a protein of 176 amino acids.